AUGUCUGGUCAAACUCCCGCCUGGAAGAGAUUGGGCUUGAAGCUCAAGCAAACUUCUGAUGCAUCUGAGCCCAGCUUUGGGCACCCAACCAGCAGUACAAGCACAAGCACCCAGUCAAGUACAAAGAGAAAAUUCGACGCCCCGCCGCCUUCCAAUUCCUCUCAGGUUGCUAAGCGACCACGUCAGGAAGAAGCCACAACAAGUUGGAAUGCGCCAGGACAGUUAAAGAGGCAGAAGUCAGUCACCUUCGCCGAUGCACCACCCAACAACCACUUUGCCAGGACACCAUCAAAGCCCACCAAACAGAGCAAGGCCAAGAGCAAAGGCCCCGCAAAGAAGCCUAAACCCCAGGUUCCUACUGAUCUCAAGCCUGCGCUUGAAUACUUGAGGCUCUGGAAGACUGCUCGCGAUAGCUGGAAGUUCAACAAAAACCACCAAUCAAACCUCAUCAAGCACGUUUUCGAUGCCGAUGGAGUCCCCGCCUCUGACAUUGAAACCUUCUACGACUACAUCCAAGACUUGAAGGGCUUUGUGAGGAUGCGACUACUGGAGAAUGCUCGCGAGGUUAGGGAUCAGGAUCAAUCGGAUGGAGCAAAGGUGUUCCCCGAGGGAACCAAAGACCUUGAGGCUACUCAACAACGAUAUGAGGAGGUCCUUGCUAAGAUUCUUCAAAGUCACCCAGUGGGAACUAAGAGAAAGGGUUUCACCGAGGUCGAUUACCUCUCGGACUCGGAAGAGGAGGAUGUUAUCAUUCGCCGACUUGUGAAGCGCAUGAGAGCUGAGCUGGUCAUUGAUGAACUUUCCGACGGCGACGACGCCGAGGCCAGCAUCGCAUCAUCACAGACCAUCACUGCAAGCGAUAACAACGUCACAUCAACUACAGAUGCAGAGAAGACCGUGAAGAUCGCCGAGGGCGUUCCCGGAAAACGUCGACGAAAGCUCCGUGUGAAUGUCGAAGACAGCGACUCCAGCAGUUCCGAGUCAGACUCGGACUCUGAUUCAGAUAGUGACUCCGACACCAGCAGCAGCGGGAGCUCGUCAUCGUCUGAGGACGAAUCCGAGAAUGAGGCACCAGCACGACCUUAUCGACAACCCGGCGAGGAAGACUCGAGCGAUUCCUCGUCUUCUUCGGAUGACUCGAGCUCUGAUGGCAGUUCGAGUGAGGAUGAUUCGGACUCUGAGUGA
This is a messenger RNA of Fusarium redolens, 1185 nucleotides long. RefSeq lists its product as uncharacterized. The record is from RefSeq and is a predicted model, not a curated record. Bases 1 to 1185 code for a protein of 394 amino acids. NCBI's taxonomy places the organism in Eukaryota, Fungi, Ascomycota, Sordariomycetes, Hypocreales, Nectriaceae. The transcript has a single exon.